UGACCUUUCGGCCGCGCGUUCGAGGGGACAAAUUUUAAGCCAACUUAGCGCGUAGUUUAACGAAAACUAUGUGUUUAUAAUUAUUUUCAACGAUUUUUAACUCUCGAACCGUUUGUUUUAUAUAUCGAACUAGCAGAAAAGAAAAAAAAAAUUUCAUGUCAUAUACACUUUAAUCGUAAAUCUUGUUGAUUUGAUCUUUGGACUGUCAUGGUUAAAAACAUUUUCGUGCGAGUAAAUUCCUUCUUUGUCACGUCAUUGUUGAAUUCAGAGUGAAGAAGAUCUCCUCAAACGCCUUCGUGUUCAAGGUAUUUCUGUGCGUGAAAUGAAAAUACGUGACAAGGAGUUUUUGACCUUUCGUGACCCUUUGUAGUUUCGUGGUCACCUUCGAUUGCUAAAUGGAUUUAAUGCGAAAGGUAUGACGUUGAAGUUUUUAAUUCUCUGUCGAUUGCAGACAUAUUCAAGAGAAGUAAUUUUUUAAGAAUAUUUUCCUGUUAUUAGUAAUAAACUUCAAAUAGCAAGCAAAUGUUCUACAGAUUUACUUGAUCUGCCGCCAGGAAACAUAUCACUUUCCACAUCCAUCAAGUAAGUGUACGCUUUUGCAAAAAGCUGUUAUUUUGGUAAUGAGAGCCGAUUAGCGGUAUGGCCAGUGACGACCCACAAAUAUUUACCGAUUACCCCGUGUGGUAAAUAAUAAAACCAUUAAGGGCAUAAGCCGUCAGCAUAAAGUCGGAAGCGGAACACGUAUUACAGAGAUGCCAAGUACGAUGGCCGCCUUCGACAUCUUGUUGGCUCUGUAUUUUCUAGCGAUAACAUCCUCUUACGACGUACACAACUCAUUCAAUUCACGCAAUCAAACGCAUCAUCCCUUGGGAGAAAGAUUUCCUUGGCAUGUGUUCGUGAGUUCUGUAAAAUGUAGCGGAGUUUUAGUUCAGGAGCGAUGGAUUUUAUCAUCAGCUUUGUGUACUAGACUGGUGAAAGAGAAAUUGAACCUAAAGCGCAAUGACGAUAGCGAUCAUUCGACGGUGUUCAUCAGAGUUGGAAAUCAUCAUGUCGAUCUCCAAGCAUCAGGCGAAGACACAGCGCCGGUGCUGAGAGCGCUUGUAUAUCCUAAGUAUAACGCUUCAGCUUCGACAGGUAACGUCGGUCUGCUGUACCUUGCACGCAAAGUUAUGCUGCCCGAUGAUCAUCCUGUAUCUCACGCGAAACUACCAGAUUUUGAGACUAACAAGGUCUCGAACCGUCUACUCGGAAAGAUUACGGGAUGGGGUUACUUAUCUGGGCGAAGCUCCCAGUAUAAAACGCUCCUCCAAAGUGACGUUUUAUUAACUGCUGGCCGAGAUUGUCAACGGAGUUUCAGGGACAGGAGCAUGGGAAAAUUGUUAGAUGAAUCGUGGUGUGCCGUAGCUGGAAAGAAAGGAAUUUGUUCAACUGACCAAGGAAGUCCAGUUGUCGUCAAACAGGACGGUCAUUGGUUUGUAGUCGGUGUUUACACAUACGGACAGACUUGUUCUUCCGCUACCAGAGACGUCGCGUUAUUUUCAAGAAUUGACCCUGAUGUGCUUCAAUGGAUUCAAAAACUCUUCACAGCUGGAGACAGACCACAAUGUCACCCAUCAGGUCACAAAAUUCUUGACAUUCCUACGCGUGCGCAGUCCAAUCAAGUGGACUCUGUCCUUCCCCUGUGUGAUAACAAGUUACAGGAGGCCUGGUACAAGUUGGAGCUUGAUGGGAUUCCCGCCGAAAUUCCUACGAGCUGCCCUGAAAUUGGUUCGUGUGGUACUCAUGCUCAGAUAUGGUUGCCACCCGCGGGACAUCCCGAGUUUGGAGAGGAAAGGAAUGGUAGCGCAUGUGUAGCGUGGAAGGGGGUGGACAGGUUUUGUUGCUUGUGGCGGUUACCUGUUCACGUGAUUCAUUGUGGUGGCUUCGUUGUUUAUCGUUUACAGAGUACGGACGAUUGUUCGGCUUACUGCGCUAAAUCAGCCGGCAAAGUUCCUUGUGGACCCGGUAAAAUAGGAUAUGCACCAAAAUGUAGAGUUCGUGAACAAUAUCCCAUCCUAGAUGGCCCCCCACAGAUAACACCAGUAAUCCCCCCGGAUAAAAUCCUGGCAAGUGAAUCAAUCCAUCUUCUGUGUACGUACGAUAUCUUGGCUCCAGGACCCUAUAAAGUUGGGUACAAAGUCACGUGGUAUAAACUCAUGAGCUUCUUGGGUGGGAAGCCUGGGAAACUGGUACUGCUGACCAACAGGACUGAAGAGACCGCGGUGGUGAUGAGCACCAAGUCAGCUGAGUUUUACCUCGGUGACAGAAUCAUUUGUGAAGUGAUGGCAUUUUUCUUAGAGAGUCCAGAACGAACAAGUCCUACUUUCUCCAGCGACAAUUUCUUCGUUGGAAUUAAGGUUGAACCUCCGUUCAUUGUCACCUCAGAGGAUCAUAAAAUCAGGGAAUUCACUUUGAGACUUACCGUGCCCCUUAUCUGUCAGCCGGACCACCCCAACUGCACGAUACGGAUAUCAAUGCACUUGGUACCAGUAGUAGACAAUCUACAGAUGUCAUCAACGUCAGAUAUAGCCCUAUCCACCUGUGAAGUAAUACUGAAACCGCAACCCUGCUCUCGCCGUGACUGUGGGCGCAAGGUUGUUAGAUUUGUUGCUGUCUCAGACUACAUCGAUGACGGAGACCGCAGGACACGUAUUGUAACUGAGCCUACCAGGAGCCAGUCGCUACUUUGGAAUUCUUACGAUCCAGCUGACGUUUUCGUUCUCUCUAAAGAUGUGAAAACCCCUCGAUGUUACCUCUUUACGGAGUCUUACAUGAAGACGCUAACCGGCAGGUAUUACCGGAUUUCAACAGGAGCAACAACACUCCUGUUGUAUAAAAGUGCAGCCAGGCUGUUUGAGGUUCACACGCGAUUGUGGGCUUGUAGCAGGUCUUCAAACCGGGGAUUUUGCGCAUGCGGAGUCGCUGUAAGAGAUGGAGAUGACGUAAUCGAGAUCAAUAUGUGUCGUGGAAGAUUUGCAGAGACCAGUGUCCAAAUAUCUGUUAGGUCCAGGCCUCCUCUUGCAAAAGGAGUACGGAUAACAGAGGCUCUAGCAGGAAAACGGUACACGGUGUAUUUUCCUUCAGGAGUUUAUGUUCGAGUGGAUGUGUUUAAUUGGGGAUUGAAUGUACAAAUACAAUCGUCUGGACGAGACCUGAAUCAAGUGACAGGUUUAUGUAGCCUCGGUGAGGUCAGCAGUUCUUCUCAAACACCAAAUGAAGGUUUACCACUUGAGAUGAAUGAAACACAACAGUGGAGGAUUCUUGACGCCCAUAGUUUAUUUAAUCAUAAACCGGUACAUUAUCGACAACACCGGACGGAAAAGCCCUUCUGUUUGUGUACCUUAAACAGCAAUAUUGAAAAGAAAAGGAAGUGUGCUUCCUGUGAGUUAAAGUGUAGAAGACACCAGCAUGUGAUAUGGCCAGCAUUAUUCCGUGAAAGAGAUAUCACCAGAAGAGUUCACGCGCUACAAAUCGGCCGUGAUCUUGAGCGUAGAAGUAACCGGUCAGAUGGCUAUCCCCCUCUCUUAUACCAUCCCACAAACCAAUCAAACCUAUCAGAGGAAGGAAGACCUGACACAUUUUUAGCUGUCUUGGCUAUCGUUAGUUACUGCAAGAGGCUGUUGACUGACACCCCGCUAGGAAAAGCUUGCAUUCAUUUAGUUGGUCAGCGUACUGUCGAUCAACUUAAGAGAAUUUGCAUAAGAGACACGAGGUUCACCGGUGUGUUAGGCAUGGCCUGGGGAGUAGCUUCAAUAUUACAAGACACGUGUGAAGACACAUUUCUGAAAAAUACCUCCCUGUGGGAGAAGUCUAUCUCAACUGAAGGGCUGACACCAACGAGGAUAAAAAACGUUAUGUGCCCACGACUGUGUAGUGAACGAGGAAGGUGUAUCAAUGGAGCCUGUAAAUGUCGGCGAGGUUACACAAGCGAUGAUUGUUCUGUUCCUUCCCGAAGUCCACCACAACUCAUCGGUGUACACAAUGAUGGAACAUGUGAUAUGAAAGCUUUUCACUGCAAGCAAGUCAGGCUGGUUGGAGAGGGUUUUCACAACUCAAGAGAACUGAAGUGUUCCUUCGCAGAAGUCAAGGAUACCACAUUUGAAACUCAGACUUUCUUGUCCAAGGCCACAUAUGAAAGUUUUCGUGGUCUCACUUGCGAAACACCAGGGUCACAUGACACAGAGAAGGCAUUUAUAAGUUACCAAGUACGUGUCAGUAAUGAUGGCAGUUUAUGGAGCCAGCCUAUUCCUCUUUUUAUCUUUGAUGGGGGUUGUCUUACAUGUACCACUCGGAGAAUGGGCUGUGAAAUUAAGAGUGAAACAUGCCAUAUUGAUGGACGUUGUUAUAGAAAAAGCGAAUCCAGUCCUCAAGAUCCCUGCAAGUGGUGUUCACCGACAAAUAGUCAGCAGGCGUGGACCGACAUACCAUGUCAACAUGGGAGUUGCAAUGCCUCUUAUUGUGUGCAUGGUGUCUGCUUAGAUACAACAAUGGGAAGAUAUUUCUGUUUCUGUAAUGAAGGAUUUACUGGUGUAAAUUGUGAUAUUGCUGAAGAUCCUUGCAUUUUUAACCCCUGUGGCGGUGGAGUCUGUGUUCGACUUGGAAGGACGUUUCGAUGUCAAUGUCCUCCGGGAUACACUGAUAUUCAGUGCUCCGUGCCAGUCAACCCUUGUUCUUCAAAUCCCUGUAAUAACGGAAGUUGCGUCACUAAUGGUUCACACUUUCGUUGCUUCUGCGAAGAAGGUUUUACCGGACUUUUUUGUGAAACAGGUGUUCAGAGUUGCCCGUGCAAACAUGGAAAAUGCGUUACUCGAAGAGGGAACUCUGUUUGCAUGUGCGAAGAAGGAUUCGCGGGAAUAUUAUGCGAGGUGGAACUGUUUGGAGAGUGUGGCUUGGCGUCCUGUAAAAAUGGUACUUGUGUUGAAGUAGAUGGGCUAACCAAAUGUGUAUGCACUUCGGGAUACACUGGCUCUCUCUGUGAUAUUAAGAUCGGUUCUUGUCCGGAUGCACCCUCUCUGCAAGGAGAUUAUAAUUCCAGUUUAUGUUUGAACAAUUCGUGUUUGGGCGAAAACUACAAUCUCACUUCUCUCUGCGAGGUCGGAUUUACAGGGACGGUUGUUCGUAGAACAAUUUACAUGACACAAGGAAUACGAACGCGAGGAAAUACGAAUCUCAAUGUCACUAUCUCUUUUUACCAUAAAUAUUUCCAUGGGUCUUCUAUGUACAACGUCAACGUGUCAUUUAACAGUUCUGACGAAGUUGCGAGUGACAAACGCAUAUCUAAUCUUGAUGAGAUCACAUAUGUGUGUGAGGGAAAUCAUACGGGCUUCGGAAGGAUUAUUUCUUGUGAAAACAAGAACUGCAUGAUCAAUGAAAGCUUAUUGCUUUGUGUAUUAGAAUCUAUUAACAGAUCACGUGAUUGUCGUCCCUCUGUCUUCGAGAAAGAUUGCUUAUGGUUAGGUUCAAUUUGCGAAUGUUAUUCUCAGGCUGAGGAAGAUGAGAACAACUCUUACAACGCAUGCAAAGGGGGGACUUUUAGCUGUAGUAUCUUUAAUAAGACCACUGGAUUACCGUGUGAUGAUGUAACUAACAUUGCACUUAGUAAAGGAUUUGUUACAGAAUGCUCUGAGGGACAAAACUGUAGCCAGGCGGUUGAUUUAUGUUACCUUAAUCCCUGUGUAAAUGGGAAUUGCACUUCUUCCAUCGAUGGGAUACAUUGCUUGUGUAAAACUGGUUUCACUGGUGAUAAAUGUGAUAAACGGGACUUCUGCCAGCCCGAUCCCUGCUUUAAGGGUAAAUGUCACAACACAGCGAGCGGUUUCCAAUGUGAAUGCUCUAAAGGAUAUACUGGAUUAACUUGCACUCAUUUGAAAACUCGGUGUAAAAUAAACCUCUGCAAGCAUGGGGAUUGCUACAUAGAAACGAACGGAAAGCUAUCGUGUGGAUGUUACCAUGGUUACCAGGGACCACGAUGUGAAAAUGUCGUCGACCACUGUAAGCGUGAUACUUGUAAGAACGGGCUUUGCAUCAACACCAGAAUAGGAUUUCAAUGUCUUUGCCGCAGGGGAUUUUCGGGAAAACGUUGCCACAUUAAUGACCCAUGUGUUCCAAGUCUAUGCGUGAACGGGAAUUGCUCAACGAAAUCAGAUGGGUAUCACUGUGUGUGUCACCAAGGGUACAGAGGAAGACACUGCAAUGAGACCGCAGACCACUGCCUGAGUAAUCCUUGCGCUCGUGGACAGUGUGUUGAUGCUCAGGGCACAUAUUUGUGCAAGUGUCCACCAGGUUUCACUGGCGACACCUGCAACGCCACUGUUGAUGUAUGCCAGCCUAAUCCUUGUCUUAAUGGAAAUUGUAUCAACGUGAAAGUUUCUUUUAAAUGCGACUGUUACUAUGGCUUUGUAGGAACUUUCUGUGAUAAACAGAUCGUCUUUGACCCAUGUGAAAGGAAUCCCUGUUAUAAUGGUAAAUGUGUCGGCGUCCAAACGCUGAAAAGGAGUGUUCCCUCAUUUAAUUGCUCGUGUCAUGAAGGUUUUACUGGACAGUACUGUGAAUCAGUUAUCGGCCCGUGCAAUACCAAUCCUUGCAGGUACGGAUUAUGCAAAGCAACAAAUGAAAGCGGCUUUCUUUGUGCAUGCUUCGAUGGAUAUCAAGGUGUUCUCUGUGAUACGAAGAUCAAUCACUGCCUGACCGGGCCAUGUGUGAAUGGUUCGUGUAUUUCCACCAAUGCGUCUUUUGAGUGUUUGUGUCACCGGGGUUACGCAGGAAAGUUAUGUGAUCAAGCAAUGGACAUGUGUCGGCCAAAUCCGUGUAAACAUGGAAGUUGUCACCAAAAGGGGACAUCAUUCAGGUGUUCUUGUUUCGAAGGAUAUACUGGAGGCGUUUGUCAAAAUAAGAUUACUAACUGUAGUUUGAAUCCAUGUAAGCACGGAAGUUGUGUCGAUAGAGGGCAAACGUUUCAAUGUUAUUGUAAACGACGCUAUUCUGGAAAAUUCUGUCACCUAAAAGUGAACCCAUGUGAACCAAACCCAUGUAAACACGGCUCGUGUUUGCAUAGAUACUCUUCAUGGUUUUUGUGUCGGUGCGAACUGGGCUACACAGGUAAAAAGUGCGAUAAGAAAAUCAACAUGUGCCAGUCACAGCCAUGCAAACAUGGGGAAUGCGUCAACAUGGGAAUGUCUUUUCGGUGCAAUUGCUAUCCUGGUUAUCGUGGACGUCUCUGCGAUAAAAUCGAAACCUGCCAAUCUCGACCUUGUGAACGUGGUAAUUGUUUUCCUUCAGGAAAUUCGUUCACUUGCGCAUGCCCAGAGAACUACACAGGUCGUUAUUGCGAGAAUAUGAUUGAUCCGUGUCAAUUAAGCCCUUGUAAACACGGCCGCUGUUCACUUCUGAACCAAUCCAUCAAAUGCACCUGCAGCAAGGGAUACACUGGUGAUCAUUGCCAAGUGACGGUGAACCCUUGUUUCGAUCACAACUGUAAGCAUGGGAGGUGUAUAGCACAUGGUGUUCAAUUUUCAUGUCAAUGCCUACUGGGAUUUCGUGGGAAAUACUGCGAGACAGAUAUCGACGAAUGCUUAGAAGCACCCUGUUUUGCUGGUGUCCAAUGCACAAAUUAUCCAGGGAACUACAGUUGUGGUUCAUGCCCUGCUGGUUUCAUUGGUGAUGGUUUACGUUGUGAGGAGAUAGCUCACCCCUGCAAAAAGUUAAACUGCUUUAGAGAUGUACCAUGCGUCCAAAGAGGUCAAAGUUACCAAUGUGGAAAUUGCCCGCGUGGAUUUACUGGAAAUGGCGUUCUUUGUACCGAGAUAGAUGCCUGCUCAUCUAACCCAUGCCAUCACUUGACUCAGUGCAUUAAAGAGAAGAGCUCCCCUGAGGGGUUUCGUUGUGGUCCUUGUCCUAAAGGGUACAAGGGAAACGGAUUCACGUGCACUUCUUUGUGCCCUGUUCCCUGCCCUUAUGGAAUGGAGUGCAAUGGUAAUGAUUGCAGGUGUCCGACAGGUUACCAAGGCGUUGGCUGCCAAACGCCAUUUUGUCGAGCUGGUUGUUUUAAUGGCGGUACCUGCAUUAUGCCCAACUUAUGCGUUUGUGCAAAGGGUUUUGAGGGACCCGCUUGCUUGUCGCCCGUAUGUCGGCCUCCUUGCAGGUAUGGCGGAAAUUGCAUCGGCCCGGGAAAGUGCCGCUGUCCACAUGGGUUUACGGGCCCGCGAUGCGAGAAGAAAAGCUGCCUGGUAACUUGUUUGAACGGUGGAAGGUGUCGUGGACCCUAUAUUUGCCAGUGCAUGCUGGGAUACUCGGGACAAAGAUGUGAAAUUGGUAAAAUUGUUUUUUCUCUGAACAAAAAGUUGCGGAUAAGUUGUCUAUUGAUGUUGAGGUGAACCCUUUAGAUCCCUAACAUCAGAACACAUAUUCUCCAUACUGUAUUUUAUACAUUUUCUAAGGUGCUGACAAGGACACUUUGAGCUUCUAUAGUUGAUGAUGAGUUCUCUUUUUCUCAUGACCUGUAAGUGUGAUUCAGGGGUGAUCUUUAAAAUCGGUCGUGGGGCAAG
Molecule: messenger RNA, 8582 nt
Organism: Stylophora pistillata
Lineage: Eukaryota; Metazoa; Cnidaria; Anthozoa; Scleractinia; Pocilloporidae
Biological process (GO): establishment or maintenance of epithelial cell apical/basal polarity; axon guidance; heterophilic cell-cell adhesion
Cellular component (GO): plasma membrane; cell surface; signaling receptor complex
Molecular function (GO): serine-type endopeptidase activity; calcium ion binding
Source: RefSeq, a predicted model, not a curated record